Molecule: messenger RNA, 5013 nt
Organism: Chroicocephalus ridibundus (black-headed gull)
Lineage: Eukaryota; Metazoa; Chordata; Aves; Charadriiformes; Laridae
Gene: ZC4H2
Product: zinc finger C4H2-type containing
Exons: 5
Coding region: 135-809 (224 amino acids)
Biological process (GO): positive regulation of neuron differentiation
Cellular component (GO): nucleus
Source: RefSeq, a predicted model, not a curated record
GAUGCUGGGAGGGGGUGACUACAUUGUGUCUAUUGUACGGUGGUUUUUUGUUUUGCUUUUUUUUUUUUAAUUUUUUUUUUUCUCCCCUAGUAUUUUGUACAUCGCACGGGAGGUUUAAAUCCGGAGCGGAAAGCAUGGCAGACGAGCAAGAAAUCAUGUGCAAACUCGAGAGCAUCAAGGAGAUCAGGAAUAAGACUUUGCAGAUGGAAAAAAUAAAGGCCCGGCUGAAAGCAGAAUUUGAAGCCCUGGAGUCUGAGGAGCGGCACCUGAAAGAAUACAAGCAGGAGAUGGACCUGCUGCUGCAAGAGAAGAUGGCCCACGUGGAGGAGCUGCGGCUGAUCCACGCUGAUAUUAAUGUGAUGGAGAAUACUAUCAAGCAGUCGGAGAACGAUCUCAACAAGCUCUUGGAAUCUACCCGUCGCCUGCACGAGGAGUACAAGCCCCUGAAGGAGCACGUAGAUGCUUUGCGGAUGACUCUGGGGUUGCAGAGGCUGCCAGAUCUAUGUGAGGAGGAAGAGAAACUGUCCCUUGACUACUUUGAAAAGCAGAAAGCAGAAUGGCAGACAGAACCACAGGAGCCUCCCAUCCCAGAGUCUCUGGCUGCAGCUGCAGCAGCCGCCCAGCAGCUGCAAGUGGCUCGGAAACAAGAUACCAGACAGACGGCAACCUUCAGACAACAGCCACCUCCGAUGAAGGCGUGUUUAUCGUGUCACCAACAAAUUCAUCGGAAUGCGCCCAUAUGUCCACUCUGCAAAGCCAAGAGCCGAUCCCGGAAUCCCAAAAAGCCCAAGAGGAAACAGGACGAAUGAAACCCAGAAGCCUGACGAGCAAACACCUGACCGGUUCCAGUACUCUUCCAGUAGAACUGCAAACGUGGCCAGACUUUACUGAAGUGCAGACUCAAGUACGACCGACCCAUUGUUUUCUAUUUAAUGCAAUGUAAGCACAAUGUUCCUGUUCUGUCCUAAUUUCCUUCCAGUCCUUAGGAUCCAGGUUUAGGAAAGUAAGUAUUACUGGUGCUACAGUUUAACUUUCAGUCAUUCCAUCUUUUGGACUCCUAAACGAAGUAGAAUUCUUAUGCAAGUAUCCUAAAUGCCAGGCUAUUCCUAUUGGCCAAAUGCGAUUACCAUAAAUGCUUUUACAUUCUCUUUUUACAAACAAUUACUAGAAGAUUAUUCUGUUUUCUUCUGAUAACAGGAGACUAUUUGAAGUGCUGAAAUAGCAGACUGUCUGUUUGUUUCACUAAAUAACAAAUAUGUUUUCCAAGCUAGUAAGACUGCAUAGGUUUGUGUAUUCAGUAGAGCUCUUUUUAUACAGGAAACGUUCAGGAGAAAAAGAAAUUGGUUAUACAGGAAAUCAGUGCAUUAAGGACACACGUGAGUUUUGAUGUACUGGAGUUUGAUUGUACCAUGCCCUCAAACUUGACUUUAAAUUUGGGAGGGGGAUCAAGUUGCUGUCUGUGUAUGAAUUUCUAAAAAUGAUGUAAUUUGUGAUGCUUUAACAUGUUAAUACGGUAUUAUGUCCGGCAGUCAGAAUACUGAUUGUCUUGAGUACAAGGCUCAAAUGAACUGUAUUGGUGGUGCUCCUCAGCUCUAUGGCCAGCAAGCUCAGUGCGGUUCUCUAGGAAACAUGCAUGAAAUAUCCCAAAUCUCUACACGCGCAGACUGCACAUCAGCCAUUCUGCACGUCUUCUGGUCCUGGUUUCCACAGCCAAAGUCUCCCUUGGCAGACAUAUCCUCCCUCCACUGGAGCACAGGGGAGUUCAGUAACAUGCACCAGGAACGGCAACAACUAAAAAUGAUGUAUUUCACCAGAACCGCCUGGCUUUGCUGUCAUUGGCCUCCCUCAACCAAAACUUCCUAUUUUUGUAUCUCUUAAUAGGUCAUUUUCAAAUACGCUUUAUUUCAGCCUAGGAUUUUUUUCUUGUUCUGUCUGUGUGCCAAAAGAACCCUGACUAAAGGAUCCUUUAGACCCCUUCCUGUAUCCUCUUUUUUCACCCCACGUAACAACAGUUCCUCCAACAGGGAGGAUGGCAGUGACCAAACUACAGAAUCGGGGCUUAAAACUCACUUCUAAUCCCAGUUUUGUCACCACCUUUUUGUCUAAAUUGAUCUCAAGUAUUAAAUAUUCUUUUCACUAACUUCAGGAGACGGGGACUGCCGACUGCCUGUUUACAUUCUUCUCCCUUUAGCCCAGGUUUUCCUCUACUUUUAUGCUAGAGUGGUUAUAUUGAGAACUUUGCUUGUUAAAUAGGAAGAAAAGGGAAGCCCCAAGUCUCUGGUCAGAACUUUGCCAAAUGCUGGGGACCGUACAAAUCCACAUAGACCAAUUUUGCUGGCCAAAUCACAUAUGUUGCCAUUAAUUUCUCAACUCCACCAUAAAGUACAUGGCUAUUUCAUUGAAUAUAGCCCUAUAAUUUAUGCCAAGUUCAGUUGGUAUUCUCCUAUUUUAAUGUUUCAUAGCCAAAUAAACGUCUGUCAACAGCAGAGACAGAAUCUGGACCACGUGCUGCUGAAAUAUGUGAAGGGCAGAUUCUGCUAGCUGAAUUACUGGAAUUCAGCCUCUGUGAGACAGCAAUAAUGGAGGGUGGUCUGACCCCAUGCUCCAAAUGGCCACAGUGCGCUCACUUUAUCCUUACACAUGUUUCCUAACGCAAAUUUUAAAUGUGAGAGUGGCCACAUGCUGUGUGCCCUGUUCAGAGCAAUUCCUAUUGGAUUUAAGGGAAAAUGCAGACAAAAGUUAAAGGACAGCAUAUGGACUCCCCAAAAUGCAUGCACGGGAGCAGCAUAUGUUGAUGACAGUUGUACAUAAAUUUAAGAAGUAGUGACAAUGGAGAAUGGGGGAAUGGUCUGCCAUGAAGUGGUACGUAUAGAAGGAUAGAUUUGUAUAACUCUGACUCACCGUUCUGAAACAGAUAGGGGUAGUCGUAGCUGCUCUCACUUCACUGUUACUUUGCCAGGGUCUGUCUUUCUUUCUUGGGGGAUCUCUGGAGCUCUAAACUGGAUGCACUGUUUACUAAUUUAGUAUGGCUGAUUUGUAUUUUUACUUUUUUAAACUAGUCUCUUGUGCCCUCGUGUUUAACAAGGUUUGUUUUUUUAAAAAAAGAAAAAAAUGUGAAUAUGACAUGUUGUGUUUGUAUCAAUCAUGUACUAGCGCUUACAAAUCUGUUAUCACAUCCUUUACGAAGUUCUGGCUGAGAAUGGGUCCAACUGAAUACGAGUCAACAGCAUGCUCUGGCAGCCCAAAGGGCCAACCAUGUCCCGGGGUGCAUCAAGCACAGCAUGGCUAGCUGGUCAUGGGAGGUGACUGUCCCACUCGACACUGCACUGGUGUGGCCUCAAGCCCUGUGUGCAGUUUUGGAUGCCUCAAUAUAAGAAGAACAUCAAACUUUGGAGAGUGUCCAGAGGAGGGCAGCCAAGAUGGUCAAAGGCCUCCAGGGCAAGACAUAGGAGGAGCGGCUGAGGGCACUUGCUUUGUUCAGCUUGGAGAAGAGAAGGUUGACGGGUGACCUCAUCACCGAGGGGUGACCUCAUCCCAGUCUACAGCUUCCUCAAGGCGGGCAGCAGAGGAGGAGCUGCUGAUCUCCUCUCUCUGGUGACCAGCAACCGGACACAGGGAAAUGGAAUGAAACUGCAUCAGGGGAAGUUCAGAUUGGACAUUAGGAAAAGGUUCUUCACUGAGAGGGUGAUCGGCCACUGGAAGAGGCUCGCUGGGGAAGUGGUCAUGGCACCAAGCCUGUCAGAGUUCAAGGAGCAUCUGGAUGAUGCUUUUAGUCAUACAGCUUUGUGUUAGGUAGUCCUGCAAGUAGCAGGGAGUUGGACUCGAUGAUCCUUAUGGGUCCCUUCCAACUUGAGAUAUUCUACAAUUCUAAGUAUUUCAAGGAGACAAAAUCUAUUAUUUAUUAAGGGAUCCUGGGGGUGGAGGGAGGGAAGCAGUAUCUUUCAUAAGGAACCAGUAUUCUCCUUUUCUCUUACAGAUUAAUUAAGGAAGUUUAACUGAAGAGCUCUUCUCCUGACAGCCCCUGGCUCUUUUCUCCCAGGCACCUUUCUCAAGGGACUAGAGGGAUAAUUAUGAAAUAUCGAUUUCUUGUUUUUCAGCCAGAGGAGGAAGCUGUCUGAAGUACAGUUCUUACCAUGAGUCUAGUGCAUUUUUGCUCCGUGGAGCAACACUGGCCUCUUCCUUUGUACCUAAGGUUCUUGGAGGAUACUUUUUCACUUGGCUUAAAUUCAUUCUUAUUUGGGUUAAAUUCUCUUAAGAGCCACAAAAAGACCCUUCUCAAAGCUUACAAGACUUUUAUAUUACUCAAGUCUGGUUUAACCAUGGCUUUGUCAUUCCCUUUUCAAUGGGUAUUCAAGCAACAACAAAAUCACUGGAUUCUUUUGUUAUAGAUGGUUUCCAGGGUCUUUUCCCGAUUCUUCACUUGCCUCAAAGGAUACUCCUGUUGUUCUGCAACCAAAUGGCAAAAAAAAAUCACAAGCCUCUCCCCCUACGUCCCACCUUAAGCUCAUGCUAAAAGGAUGCAAACACUCUACUAGUGUCUAAAGCCUUUGCUAUAAAAUUUUUUGUACCCAAGCUGGGUUAGAUCAGUUGUUCAAACUUCAGUGCCAAGGACCCCAUUAACUACAGAGAAAAUGUAAGCCAAAUGUUAAUACUUGCACUUCCUGAAUUCAACUUUAGCUUUCUAAACAGGACACGGACUGACUGAACCUGCCAGUGGCUUCAAGUUACAUAAUCUAAUUUUGAAAGAAUAGCCAUUGAUGUGUUACUUUAAAUAGCAGACUAUUCAAGAAAUUAAGACUUUACUAGCCCUUUAAAAAAAAUAAAAGUGCUUUCCUUUAUUUUACAGUUUUCUAAUUCCUCCAGCAUAGGUUUUCUUUUUAGCGUUUAGGUAUUUUAGCAAUAUCUGGUGUUUUCACUGGUUUCUGUGUUUUAUAUAUUUUACUCCUGUGCCCAGUAGGAGUAACAGUGUGAUACCUGUUUAAUUUGUCUGUACAGUCCUUUUUAAUAAAUGUU